AUGAACUCGGCUCCUGCGGCCAAAUUUGAGGCGCUCGACAUCGACAACUUCGGCUGUAUGUGUUACGUCACCACUCGUCAGGGGAGGCACUGUGUAGCAGCUGAGUAUUUAAAAGACACCGACUGGAUGCUCGUUUUGGAUGCUGAUACAGCUGUGAUCAAUCCGAAUCAUUGCAUUGAAGAGUGGAUAGAUGAUCGUGUGGAUGUUAUUUUAUACGAAAGAUUUUUCAAUUACGAAAUCUCUGCUGCAACAUACAUGAUACUGUUUCUUCCCGGAGCAAUACAAGCGAGGCAGAACUGUUAUGAUGUAUGGUAUAAUGCAACCAAUUACGAGAGCUAUAUGGCGUCCGUGUCAUGCGUCAAACAGGCGCUAGGAGCCACACGGUUAUGGCCAGGAAAACUACGUAUCUAUAGAAAAGCACAUGGAUGGGCACGAGAUGGUUUUCUCACCUCUGGCAAAUGGCAUGAUGGCGACUUCAUGUUCCAUGGAUGGAAAGGCAAUCACGUGAAGGACGAUCAGUGGGGAGCACCGUUCACCGAAAUGCCAAAUCUCAGCUUGUGUGGACAUGGCAAGGAUGGCUGGCAUUGGGAUGAGAAAAUGCACGUGAACGUCUCGGUUAUAAAGAGUGAAUUGGCAAGUUUCGAAAAACAUGCGGGCAAUACCUUCACCCCGUUAGGACAGAAAGUGAUCUGGUUCGCAAUGCCGGACAUAGGCCAGUGUUAUCCCGACUGUGAACGAUACACUUAG
Messenger RNA from Ostertagia ostertagi, 747 nucleotides. The record is from the annotation of a GenBank genome assembly. Lineage: Eukaryota; Metazoa; Nematoda; Chromadorea; Rhabditida; Trichostrongylidae.